AUGUUUGUCAUACCUGUGUUAGUCUUUAUCAUCCCUUCCGUUGCAAGUUGCGAAGAACCGAGAUGCAAUAAAACGUCGUCAGUCCCAAAUUCUCGGCUACUGGGACUUGCGUUUUUAGUACAAGAUGCUCAAAACCUUGGAGAAUGCAUUGAUAUCUGCAACAAGCAAACACAGUGUAGAAGCGUAAACUUCGACUGGGUUAACUUUCUAUGUGAGUUAAACAAAGCUGAUGUCCAUAUUGCUCCUCAAAAUCUUAUGACUGCCAAAGGAUAUGUGUACUUGGAUACUCCAUGGCCAAAAUUUCAUCUGGUAAGCUAACCUACCUUGAAGUAUUCCUUAAAUCUAACCAGUGUGUUGAAAGCGAAAGAAAAAAAAGCUAACAUACACAUCAAGAGCAAAAAAAAUUUUAUUAGUAAUAUUGUUACCCUUCUAGUUCAAAUCUGAUUCCCUGUCUUCCUUGAAAUUUUAUUUCGAUACCACGCAAGAGUGUGACAAAACUAUUAUUUUAAUGUUGAAAGAAAUAAACAAAAACAAAACAAACCAGAAGAAAUGAAGUUCGAACGUGAUGUUUUCCCACUACCCACCCCAACCAGCUCAGUUUUGCUAACCGUGGGUAGUGAUAAAAAUAUAUGAUUAAUUUGACCAAUAUAAUGACUGAAUAUUAAAUGAAUGAUCCAACUUCAGAGGGACGAUACGCAUCCUCCAUUUCAAAUUCGCUUGGAAAAAACUAGGAAUGUUCUAGUUUUAGCUUGUAGGCGUAUUGAAAAUGGUUGAAAUGUUGCUAGUAAUGAUCCCGAGACACAAGGCAAAUGCCCUUAUGAAUGAAGAAAUAAAGGAUAAAAUAAGAGUAAUCACGUUUUUAUGUGGCGCCAGUGUCCUAUAAUUAAGUUCAAAGACAUUUUACAAAGAGAAUUAAAAUAAUUCAGGUAUGUUUAAAACACGUGCUGUGAGUGUUUCAAACAACUUCAAAAACUGUCUCUUGAAUCCUUUGUUUUCAGUUGGUGAAGCUAAAUAAUGCAUUUUCUUUUUAAAGCUGGUUGAUAAGAAUAUAUGUCAAACAAAAGCAGCCAAAUUAAGGAAGGUUGAUUAUGUUUAUGCAAACAUAGCAACACUGAAGAAAAAUCUAAAGGGCACAGUUCAAGGGUCUAAUUGCCCUCAAGUCCCCGCUGUCUUACAGACAUUUCUCUUGUAAAUAACUCAGUGUACAAGAUGAAAGAAAGUACUCGAGGAGAGUGUCACUAAAUGUUACUGCAACGCGACUUACUGGGCCUUGAUAAUUUUAAUGGACUUGCGUUGUAAUGGUAAGAAGUGUCAGUUAUGACUUCGCUCAUUGAUAGGUAAAGUAAAGUAAAGUAAAGAAAAACUUUAUUUACACAGGGUAGCCCAUUCAGCUCUAAGGCUGGUCUCUAUAGGGGCCCUGUAUCUUAAAAAAUUAAUUUACAUCAAGAAUUUUCAUGAACUAUUACAUUUAAUUUAACAAGCCUAAUAAAAAUCAAGAGAGAAUGAGCAUUCUCUCUUGUAAAAAUACAAUACUAGAAUUUAAGCCUAAAAAUACGAUGCAAAAUCACAUUUUAAGCCUAAAAUAGUAAUAAAAUAUCAAAGUUAUGAUAAAAAUUAAUGUCUUGCUCGGCGGUAGAACGUUUGAAUGUCUUCACUCUUCACAAUGUUUAAAGGGAGUUUGUUAAAAAAUUUUGUGCCAGUGAAAAGAAAGGUCCUUUUCCCAAAUUUUGUUUAACGUUUGGUAGGGAUAGCCUCAUACGCCCUCCUGUUCACACGAAUCCGGAUAUUUUAGAAAACGCAUAUUUGUUACCCGGAUUCGCGUGGAUGGGGUCUUACACUACUCUGGAGAGCGGUUUCAAAACAAUGUGGUUUCCGUGUCCGGAUUCACUGGUUUGGUGUGAACAGAAGGCCGAUCCAUGUAAAAAAGAAUACGGUUUCAAAAAUAUCUGGAUUCGUGUGGACGUGGCCUAAAUCCGCUCAUUCAACUGGACAAUAUGCCCUCUGAAUAGCAUGAGUGAGUUCUGUACCCUGCGAGCAGAGGCUACUUUUUCGCUGUGUGAGCUGGCUGGCGAAAAGUAGCCUCUGCAGACAACCAAUCGUCCGGUCUGUCGUCAAAUGACACGAGUUUGGCGGGAAUAAAAAAAAUGCGACAACUCUGAUUUGCUACACAAGAAUCACGCAAUGCUCUAAACCGGUCAAGAAGAGGAAAAUCCCGCUUUUUUAAUUUAUUCGUCCAGAUUCAGGGACCGCGGAGACCAUUUUAAGGUGGUAGGGCUAAAAACUCUGGACAAUAUAAAGAAACAUUCAGGCCGGUGUUUCGCCAUUUAUCUUGCAUUUGCGCGCCACCUUAUUUACCACCUCAACAAAUAUAACAUAAACGUCCACACGUGUUAUACUAUCCAAUAUAGCCAAUAUGUUAAAUAAACUCCUGAGGUUGCUACUUUUUGAAGUUGCCCGAAGUGCCGAAGCUUCUCUUGCGAUUCUUAUUGCGGGAAAUAAACUCCUGUGUAGCUAUAGAGACACUGUCUACGUAUUCUCCGCUUGUGACCAUUCAACACUGCUAGGUCACCCAUCCUGGAUAGAAGCCACGUCUUCAGACGCCGUGCAGAUGAGAAUGAACGCUCGUCAACAGCGCUGGUUGCAGGAUUUACAGCAGGCAGCUUACAGAUAGUUUGGGCUUUGUCUUGGUUUUGGAAACUUUGACACCGCCAACAGGAUUUCGUCAAAACAUGCUAUCUUCUCCUAUAACAUAACUUCCAAGAUACUUAGUUGCAUGCCCAGGUAGCGCCCCUGUAUCAACAUCUUCUCUGCAUGAUGCUUCAAGGCUUGAACUCUGCCUCAUAUUCGUCACCAUUAGCAGCUUUAAUCAAGAGGGUCUCCAUCUGGGCGUAGGAGCUGAAGCUUUCCUGAUAGAUAGCCCUGACGAUAAGAUCAACAGCCUCAUAAUAGACCCUUCUAAAGUGAUCUUUGGCAGUUUGGGGGUAGCUUGGUGCACCAGCACCAGCCUCCAGUCUAGCCGAAGUGCAUCGCUUUCAGUGGAAGCGUUGGUUUACCAAGCAGGCCUCGCUCUUGCGCGAAAUAUUAGCAUAGACUGAAAUGGUCGAGGCUUUGAUCACUGGGCAUUUUUUUGAGCGUCUCCUUUGUUAGAUAUGCCAAUGUCAGGCCUUGUCCACUGACAGCAGCCACCUUGGUACCCUUAAGAUCCUUAGAUAGAUUAUCGGUGUGGGAAUGAAGCCGCCCUCCAAGAUGCAAACCAAAGAAAAGGUCAAAUCGUUCCAUUUAGGUCUUACAUCCUAUUAUCCUUGCACGCACAUCGGGUUGUAAUCGUUCGGACAAGCAAACAUCCCCCUCUUCCAUAAGAACUGCAUAGUUCUCAAGGAUUCGUCGAAAACAACUGGUUCUAACCGUCCACCUUUUACAGAAAAGUCCAAUAAUUCCACGAUAACUUUUUCCAUGUUAACUGAAGCCCUAGAAAAUAAAUCCCAGCAAAAAAGUGGUAGGGCUAUAGCCCUACCAGCCCCUCCCCCUCCGCGGUCCCUGAGAUUUCUGGACGGAUUUGAACGGUUGUCGGCAGAGGCUACUUUUCGCACGACAGCUCACACAGCGCAAUGUAGCCCCUGCUCGCGGGGUAUAAGUUCUGUUAAGCUUACUGUAAGACCCGCGCCUUUUCACAAGCUUGAUUUGUCCUCAAAGUACAUAUUUCGGAGAAACUAAUGUAGAUAUCUUCGGGUAGUUCAUUCCAUAGUUUCAACAUCCUCCUUGUGCUAAUUAAAUUUGACUCCAAAUUUUAUGAUUCAGAGAUCAUGUGCGCAAAUUCGGCAGCUGGUUCCAAAUGCUAAAUCUGGCUACUACUGGAUUUACGUUAAACGCAAGAGGGCGCAAGUGUACUGCGACAUGGACAAUUAUGGUAGGGAUGCUUUUUUAGGAUUCAAUUAUAUGGUCUAAAGGAAUGAAGGGAUCAAAUCCAUGCAACGUUUCAUUUGUGAGAAUGCUAAAAUUGGUCUUUAUUUUUUUAUGCUCACUCGAUUUGGCAUGUUACGGGCGAUUCAGGGAUGAAUGAGUUGAUGAUUUGAUCCAUAUGCUCUGUGCAAAAAUUCUGGACCUCACUCUGUCAAAUGACAGACUGAAUUAUAAGCUUUUGAAGGAUUUUAUCUUUAGGCUAGAAUAGACCAAAAAUAAAUACAUUGAAGAACUGUACUGACAGCUAUCCUUAAAAUGACGUUAUAAUCUUACUGGGAUUAACCUUUCACUGCCAAACGUACCCAGAGUCAAAUUUAACAAAAUCCUAACUUUAGUUUCGUCAUUAAAAAAUGCUGAAAACAAAUAGAGGACACUAUAGUAAGGAGCGAAUUAUCCCUUUUUGCGGUGGAAUAAAUAAACGCCAAUGGUAUCAUAGCCACGUUAAUGCUUUCGUCCUCAAAGUAACGAGUAUGAUAGGCUAUGACGUCAUCAGUUUUAAUUUAUUCUAUCGCAAUCUAAUGAGAUUCCCUCACAAAGAAAGGAUAAUUUGGUCGUAACUAUACUACUUAGUACAAUGUCUAAGUACUUUCAAAGAAGUCAGUGUCAUUUGAAUGGAACACCAUAGGAUUUUCUCCAUAAAUCCAAAAGUUAACCUUCGGAUGGACACGCAAAUUCAUACCCCCCACCGUGGUACAAGGGGACGGGGGGUUGACGGAACCCCUCCCCAGAGUUUCUGAUAUGUUGCAGUAUUUCGAAACGAUUUUGCCCUAAGUGGAAAGCCUUUAAUCUUCUCAACAAAAGUUUUCUUUAUUUACCCAUUCCUUCGUCGGCUGAAACUUGGAAAAUCGUUACAAAGAAGGUGUGUCAAUUUUUCUACGCUAAAGCUGACAUUUUUAAGCGAGAAAAAUCCGUAUUCUGGAAAGCAUCUUUUUGCAAAACAAGAAUCGAUUACGCGUGCAAGACUUCGUGGACAAGACUUUGCGACUGGUAAGAAUUUCUCUUUUAAUCAGUGCCAUACAAAGAGUUUUGCGUUUUUCCUCGGGAAAGUUAUUUUAUAAAAGCAAUAGAAAACUGUUUUUCUGUGUUUGCAUAGCCUGAUAUAAACACUUGAGGCGUUGGGAGAAUUCUCGACGGUUAUGCAAACCCUGGACUUCGUCUCGGGUUUGCAUAACUGUCUCGAAUUCUCCCAACCCCUCUCGUGUUUAUAUCAGGCUAUACAAACACGGGAAACGUUUUCUAUUGCUUAAAUAUUUAUGUUCUUGGUAAUGGUAAUUUUCAGGUGGAGGAUGGACGCUGGUUGUAAGCAUAAGUUCCUCUAGUAGGGAUCAUCUUUUGAAUAGAGAGGUCAACUGCUACAGUCCAACACGUUGUGUUGAGUUCUCCAGCUCCCAAAUUCCUGGCAGAAAACUUUCAGACGAGAGCAUUCACGCAAUUUCCACGUACGAAGGUAAGGCAAUCUGA
Molecule: messenger RNA, 5421 nt
Organism: Porites lobata
Lineage: Eukaryota; Metazoa; Cnidaria; Anthozoa; Scleractinia; Poritidae
Source: the annotation of a GenBank genome assembly